AUGCCGUCUGUGGUAGAAGAUAAGAGUAUAAAAGAUGACGAGGUGGUGGAAACUAGUGGUGAAUUGGUAGACAAAGUGGCAAAAGAAGCAGAGACUAGAGGGCAAGUUGAGGUGUCUAAUCAAGAGAUCAAGCUAAUCCUAUCAAAAACGGUAAAUGCUAAUAGAACUGAUUUGUCAAGGAGGCUUGAUGAUGCUCUUUGGGCAUACCGUACUGCAUACAAGACCCCCAUAGGUAUGUCUCCAUACCAACUUGUAUAUCAGAAAGCUUGUCACUUUUCAGUUGAGUUAGAGCACAAAGCUAUGUGGGCGAUGAAGAAACUGAAUAUGGAUUGGGAUGAAGCAGUGGAACAAAGACUUAAUGGGUUGAAUGAGCUUGAUGAGUUUCGCCUAAAACCAUAUGAAAGUUCAGUCAUCUACAAAGACAAUAUGAAGAAGGACCACGACCAAAAGAUUGAAAAAUGA
Molecule: messenger RNA, 462 nt
Organism: Solanum pennellii
Lineage: Eukaryota; Viridiplantae; Streptophyta; Magnoliopsida; Solanales; Solanaceae
Exons: 2
Coding region: 1-462 (153 amino acids)
Molecular function (GO): nucleic acid binding
Source: RefSeq, a predicted model, not a curated record